Messenger RNA from Diaporthe batatas, 1603 nucleotides. RefSeq lists its product as uncharacterized. The transcript has a single exon. NCBI's taxonomy places the organism in Eukaryota, Fungi, Ascomycota, Sordariomycetes, Diaporthales, Diaporthaceae. The coding region runs from base 172 to 1293 and encodes 373 amino acids. The record is from RefSeq and is a predicted model, not a curated record.
UCAGAACCGUGUCUCGCCACGGCCAUGGCAUAUCGACAUACCGCUCUAGCUGGUCCUCCAAACCAGGCCGCCCAACCAACCAAACCCGAUCUGCCUGCUGCCCACAGUCUGCUCGACCGAGAGCUAGCCAGCCAGACCCUGUGACCCCACCACGACCUGCGACGACUCUUUAUGUCUCCCAGAAGCAAGAGGAGACGCACAGGAGACCGCUGCCACGGUACAGGCUGUGGCCAGCCCGAUUGUGGCGACUGCCACCGAGACGAGGAUGCUGCCGCCGCCGCCGCCGCUAGUGAUGCUGAAGCUGUCGCCGACGUCGCCGACGCCACCGCCCGCCAACAUGACCCGCCGCCCUCGUCGCCGCCACCACCACCGCAGCCCACCGCCCCAUCGCCGGGCCUGGCGGCCAUGAUAGCCGCCCUCGAGGAGAAGGCCCUGCGCGACCUGCUGCUGCAGAGCGCCGCCUCCAGCCAGGAAAUCCAGCGCUCCAUCAAGGACGCCUACCACCGCCAGGUCGCCAGGCCACAGCCCCCGCCGCUGCUGCCCCAGCCGCUGCUCACCUCUCACCUGAUGAUGCAGCAGGCCGCCGCGGCAAAGGCAGUGAGAGCAGCAGCAGCAGCAUCAGCAGCCUCAUCGCCCACCACGGCCUCGCCCACCACCACACGCCUGCCUGUCACAGCAGCAGCAGCCGUCCCCAACACCACCACGACGCUGUCGUCGCACCAGCACCAGACCACCAUGACAAGGCCCGUCACCAACUUCGACCACUACUCCAAGUCGGCCUGGCACGCCCUCAACGACCGCCAGCUGCUCUCGCUCAGCGGCAGCAGGCAGUACACGCUGGCGGGCGACGUCUACGGCGACGUGUGCGACUGCGUCAACGCCAUCGACGACAUGACGCGCGCCGACUCGCCCCUGGGCACCAAGCAGAACGCCCUCGAGACGCUGCGCGAGAUCGCGCGCGCCGUCAUCCUCGCCGGCGACACCGUCGGCCACGAGGUCCGCAGGGAGCUGCAGGGCGACUCGCACAUCUCCGACGUCAUGGUCCGCGUCGCCGAGAGCAUGACCCCCGAGGAGAGGCUGCGCACCGGCCGGAGGAGGGCCGGCGGCGGGGAGGAGGGCGAGACGCUUAUUGGUAAGCUCGAGUGGGUGCGGGACGAGGCCGAGGCGCUCUGCCUCAAGGACUCGGAGGGGUUCGGCAGGGUGUUGGAGCUGCUCAGGUCGGGCUUUGCGUCGGCGGCGGGGGCGGGCGGCGGCUCGGCGGCGGCGACUCCUGUUGUUGACCUCACUCAUUAGCUGCAUGGACGUCUGUCUGUGUGAGAGGGUGGCCCGCUGAGGUAGCCGACUGAUUCUUUUGGCGUAUUGGACCGACAGGCACUCACCCAUGCUUGUUUGCAUCAUGUCCGGGGUCUCUGCAUUCGGUUCGGGCGCUUUGGGGUGGAGCAUAGAUGGCCGUUGCGUUUCAAUUCCGUAUCGACGACGGCAACGGCAACAUGGAGUCUUGGGGGAGUAGAUAGACCAGAUCUGCAUUCUAUAGAAGUCAUACAAAGCGUUUGUCUCAUGUAACUAGCUUCCGUCUCAGUCAGAAUUGAUCUCCCGUCCCAUG